Molecule: messenger RNA, 4716 nt
Organism: Bactrocera neohumeralis
Lineage: Eukaryota; Metazoa; Arthropoda; Insecta; Diptera; Tephritidae
Gene: TppII
Product: tripeptidyl-peptidase 2
Exons: 18
Coding region: 305-4366 (1353 amino acids)
Biological process (GO): proteolysis
Cellular component (GO): cytosol
Molecular function (GO): serine-type endopeptidase activity; tripeptidyl-peptidase activity
Source: RefSeq, a predicted model, not a curated record
GCUGACAUCUACAAAACGGUGACAAUUGCUUUUCAUCGUUCGUUUCAUAGACGGCAGAAAAAAUUGUUGAUUAGACAUUUCGGACGGACAAUUUAUUGUCAAUUAGGUUUAAAUUAGUUAAAAUCAACAUUACUAUAAUUUAUUGCUUUUUUGCCCACACAAAGGUGCUAUAAAAACGGCAGCAAAUUCAAGCAGAUUUGUAAAGAGCCUGCGUACAACCAGAGGAUACGUAACGAUUAGUACCGUUGUUAAUCAGCAGCUAACUAAAGGUGAAAAGGUAGAGCAGGAGCAGCCAGAAGCAACAAUGGCGGCGAGUAAUAGCAGUGGUAUCAUUGAAGCCACUUUCCCGAGCGGCGCAUUGGUGCCCAAAGCUGAAACAGGAGUUUUAAAUUUCUUGCAAAAGUAUCCCGAUUAUGAUGGGCGUGACACCGUGAUCGCCAUUUUCGAUUCAGGCGUUGAUCCGCGUGCAUCAGGUUUGGAGACUCUAUGUGACGGUAAAUCUGUGAAGGUGAUCGAGCGUUUUGACUGCACGGGUUGUGGUGACGUUGACAUGUCCAAAAAGGUUAAAGCCAAUGAUAAAGGCUUCAUCACGGGCUGUUCUGGACGCCAACUUAAAUUGUCACCGCAAAUGACUGCUUCUAACACUGCCAGCGGCGAAUAUCGUAUUGGUAUGAAAAACUUCCAUGACUUGUGCCCAUUCAAAGUGAGAGAGAACAUAACCAAUUUUUACAAAACCAAGGAUUGGGAUGGCCCUAAUAAACUGGCCACUGCGGCAAUUGCACGCAAAAUCAGCGAAUUCGAAGCGCAAAACUCAGAUUUAACGAAAUUGAGCUGGGAUAAGAAAUUGAUUAAAGAAGAUUUAGAUAACACUUUAGAAAUGUUAAACAAUUAUGAGAAGAUAUACAAGGACAUAAGAACAACCUAUGACUGUGUUUUGUAUCAGACCGCCAACGGUUGGCAGGCAGUCGUGGAUACUACAGAAAAGGGUGAUCUUGAGAACGCGUUGCAUCUUGGCGAGUAUACGAAGACGCACGAAAUAAAGAAUGUUGAUGACUUCUUCUCCAUAUCGAUGAAUGUGCAUGAUAACGGCGAUGUGCUCGAGAUUGUGGGCAUGUGCUCAUCACAUGGCACACAUGUCGCUUCCAUUGCCAGUGGCAAUCACGCGUCCAAGGAUGUCGACGGCGUUGCGCCAAAUGCACGCAUUGUCUCGAUUACAAUCGGUGAUGGGCGUUUAGGUUCGAUGGAGACCGGCACAGCGCUUGUGCGUGGCAUGAUGAAAGUUAUGGAAUUGUGUCGCUCCGGCACCAAAAUAGACGUGAUCAAUAUGAGUUAUGGCGAACAUGCGCACUGGUCUAAUGCCGGUCGCAUCGGUGAGCUAAUGAGCGAAGUUGUGAAUAAAUACGGUGUUGUGUGGGUAGCCUCUGCCGGUAAUCAUGGACCAGCUUUGUGCACUGUUGGCACGCCACCCGAUAUUAGUCAACCUAGUUGUAUUGGUGUUGGCGCUUACGUCUCGCCGCAAAUGAUGGAAGCGGAAUAUGUGAUGCGUGAAAAAUUGCCAGGCAACGUCUACACAUGGACAUCACGUGAUCCCUGUAUUGAUGGCGGUCAAGGCGUAACGGUUUGUGCGCCCGGCGGCGCUAUCACAUCAGUGCCACAAUUUACAAUGAGCAAAUCGCAAUUAAUGAAUGGCACCAGCAUGGCAGCACCGCAUGUGGCGGGCGCAAUUUCGAUUCUAAUUUCCGGUCUCAAACAAAAGGGCAUUAAGUAUUCCCCCUACAGUAUCAAGCGUGCCAUCACCAAUACUGCCACCAAACUCGGCUACGUCGAUCCAUUUGCCCAAGGCAGCGGUUUGCUGAAUGUGGAGAAGUCGUUUGAACAUCUCACACAGCACGCUGAAGCGUCUGAGAAUAUGCUGCGAUUCGCUGUGCGUUGUGGCGCACAAGCCGCUAAAGGCAUACACCUACGCCAGGGCGUGCUGAAGAAACCAAUCGAACAGGACGUUUCCAUCGAGCCAGUAUUCUUUAAUGACCUGGAGACUGAACCACAUCAAAAGUUCAACUUUAAUAUGCGUUUGAAUUUGAUAUCCUCACAACCGUUCGUGCAAUGUGGCGCUUACUUGGAUUUGAGUUAUUCAUCGCGUUCCUUGACCGUCAAGAUUGAUCCCACAGGCCUGCCGCCCGGUGUACACACGGCAAACAUAUCUGCUUACGACUCCAAUUGCGUGCAGAAGGGUGUGUUGUUCCAAAUACCAGUGACCGUAGUGCAGCCACAUGUCAUCAACUGUAAUGAGUCGGUCACCUUUCAAUGCACAUCAACCAAAAGCGAUGGCAGCAUUGAAUUCCAACCAAACACCAUACAGAGAGACUUCAUUAUGGUGCCACGCGGUGCUACAUGGGCCGUUUUGCGUAUGCGUUCCACCGACAAAAAUCGCGAAAAUCUUAUUGGUAAAUUCUUCGUACACACCAUGCAAAUCUUACCACGGUUGUCCUGUCGUGUCUUGGAGACUAUGAAAAUUUUGCCUGUGAAUUCGGAAAAUGACACCACUUUGCAUUUCCUAUGUCAGGAGGACAACAUACUGGAGCUGUGCAUUGCCAAAUAUUGGUCCAACUAUGGCACAACGCAUAUCAAAUACAGUUUGGAAUUCCAUGGCAUCAAAGCGAACAACACGAAUCCUUACAUCAUGCCCGCUGCGCGUGGCAUACACAAGCUUGAUUUUGUCGCUUUGAAGAGCGAAGACUUGCAACCACAAAUCCAACUGAAGACUGCCGCCGUUGUAUUGCGUCCCACUGAAGCGAAAAUCACGCCACUCAGCGCACUGCGCGAUGUCAUACCCGAGGGUCGUCAAAUCUAUCAGAACAUGUUGACGUUUGUGCUGCAAGUUGCGAAAGCGCAAGAAGUAGCCGUCUAUGCGCCACUCUUCAAUUCGCUACUCUACGAAGCCGAAUUCGAAUCACAGCUCUGGAUGAUGUUCGAUGCGAAUAAAGCGAUGGUCGCCUGCGGCGAUGCACACUCACACAAGGUCUACACGAAGUUGGAGAAGGGCGAAUACACGAUUAAAUUGCAAUUACGCCACGAGAAACGCGAUCUGCUGGAGAAAGUGUACGAGGCGAAUAUGGUGGCGCUCUUCAAAUUGUCCAACGCCAUUAAUAUGGACUUGUAUGAUCAUUAUAAUAAUUGUUUGACCGGUCGGCGCAAGUUUACCAACUGUGUGCUCAAGGACACACCCGCCAAGGUGCUCUACGUGGCACCCUUGCCGCAAGAGAAGCUGACCAAAGCGAAUUUGCCGGCAAACACUGCUUGGUUGGCCGGUACAGCGACCUUGGCCAAAGAUGAGGCGGUGCGUCGUGUCGAUUCAUAUGACUUCACCUACUACUUGAAUCCGCCGGAGAAGAAGAAUGGUAACGGCAGCGCGGGCGGCAAUGCGGGCAGCGGCAAUAACUCCGCAAAUGCAAGUAAAUCAAAAACCAAUAUCACCGUGCCGAACGCAUCGGUGAACACAUUGAGCUCGCUGAACACCGAUGUUGGUGACACGGUGACGGCGUCGGGCGAUGGCGCGGCAGCGUCGGGUGCUAACUCCAGCCCCGCUGCGGGCACUUCGUCGCCGAAGAAAAUGACCACGGACGAGUAUGCCGAGGGUCUGCGCGACUUCCAAUGCAUGAUGAUCUCCAAAUGCGAGAUCGGCAAGGCUGAGGACAUUUACGACGAGGUGAUUGCCGCGCAUCCCAAGUAUUCGUUGGCGCAUGUGCUCUUCAUGCAAAAUAUCGAAAGCACUGAAUACAAACCCUUGCUGCCGCACGCGUUCGUCAAAAUGGUGAACUCGAAUGUGGACGAAGAUGCGCACAAAGAGGAAAUGUUGAGAAUACGCACCGCCUUGGAGCGUGUGUCGCAGCUGGGUGGCUAUGUUAUAAAUGACAUGAAGAGCGAAUAUGAUGAGUUGCUCGCCUAUUAUGGUCUCAAGAGUGACACCCGUCCGGAUGCCAGUAAAAUUAAAACAAAUAUGGACAAGAAAAAGGCGAAUUUGUUGGAGGCUUUGGCCAGGAGGGGUGUGGCCAAAAUCAAGAUUAGCAUUAUCGAUGGCAAUAUGAAGGAUCACUUGGAUGAAUUCAAAGACAUCUAUGUGGAGAUAAUCAAGCUGUCGGACCCCACUGAUUCAAAGGUCAUCAACUUCACGCUGUGGCACGCCUAUGCGAAUGCUCAAUACGGUCGCAUGUUCAAAAUAUUGCAGAAAAUGUACGAUGAUAAGCGUCAACGUGAGAUACUUGAAGAGUUGAAUGCGCUGGCUGGCUCUUUGGGUUUCGCGCAUGUGCAGACUGCCAUCCAACGUAUAACUGUAACCGCAUAUCCGAACAGCUUCCGUAUAUUCUAAAAAAAAUAGCAAAACAGCAAAAUAUAUAAAAAAUUUCAGUAAAGUAGCAAAUAUCCUGCUCGGCAGAGCGAAGUCUACGCACAGCAUAAUUCAAUACGUUAAAAUAAUUAAAAAAAACACAAGGAAUAUACUAUCAACUUAUACAUAUAUAUAUAUAGUUCAUAUGUUUUCAUCUAUGUAUGUAUGUAUGUAAGAUUAUCUUUCUUAAGAAAGUGUGUAUUAAGUUUCUCUGUUUAAAUUGUUCUUCAGCACUUGUAUUGUAAACGUAAAAUUUAGCCCAUGAAUAUACUUGUAAACUCCUCAGCAAGCUAAAAAAAAGUAAAAUUAAACAAUUUUUAUUACUCAAAAAA